Dinoponera quadriceps is the source of this 729-nucleotide messenger RNA. RefSeq lists its product as uncharacterized. NCBI's taxonomy places the organism in Eukaryota, Metazoa, Arthropoda, Insecta, Hymenoptera, Formicidae. The record is from RefSeq and is a predicted model, not a curated record. The transcript is spliced from 3 exons. The coding region runs from base 1 to 729 and encodes 242 amino acids.
AUGAAGGCCAUCUGUUGGCUGCUGUUGCCGCUGAUCAUCGCCCUCGACGAGUCGAGCUCGCUCACGGAAAUAAGGAAUUACGAGGAUGUCACGACAGGAAGGAGCAGCGAGAUCGAAGGACCUCCGAUGUCGCAGGAGAACUUGGAGAACCUAAAGGCAUUGUUGAGGCAAACGUCAGCUUCUUCAGGAACGGAAAAUAGCACGGUCACUGCGACCAGACAGGGACGUUGUCAGUGCUUCGGCGGCGUCUGCGGAUGUUGCUCAAGAAUCUUAUACGACACGUGGAAGCAGAAGGCCUGUGUGAACGUCACGUACGACCCCGAUGAGUUCAGCUUCACCGCCAACAUCCUGAUGAACAACAGGAUCCUUUAUACGAGGACAAUUUCGGGGAAAAAUCCUAGACCGGUGUGUGUUCCUGUUCCAAGGAUACCGUUUAUCAGAGCGUGCGUCAGGUUCUAUAAUAUAUAUUUCCAAGGCAGAAAUAUUCAUUUGUGCGUGAAUAUGGAGGGCAAGUUUCAGGAUUCCACGUUGUUCAAGGUUGGAUUCGAUUGUCUAAGAUUUGGCGCGAACGGAUUAGCCCUUCUAAAGCCGGAAGACGGUGGCGGUUUGCCAGCGGGUCAAGUAGAAUUUUUUCCAGAAGAUGUUGACGACGAUGAUUAUAACGAUGAAGAUGACGAUGACGACGACGACGACGAUGAUGACGACGACGACGACGAUGAUUUGUUCUGA